Megalopta genalis is the source of this 1220-nucleotide messenger RNA. NCBI's taxonomy places the organism in Eukaryota, Metazoa, Arthropoda, Insecta, Hymenoptera, Halictidae. The record is from RefSeq and is a predicted model, not a curated record.
AUGUUCGGAAACGCAACACCGAAGAAGGCUAUCACCUUCACGAAAUACAGCGUUAUCUUCUGCUGCGGUUGGCCACUCCCUUCGUCAGCGAGCAAGCGUCAAUUUUACGGUUAUCUGUUCCUGAAAGUUGUGGGUGCUUUACUCACCAUCGCAGUGUUUUUGCCUGCACUCUGGUCGCUUUAUCUUCACAUUGAUGAUCCAGUGAUCACCGGCAAUACGUUCGGUCUCGCAUGUGCUUUGCUUCAAAACUUCGCAAGUAUAAUCAUCUGUACCAUCCAGCACAAUCAUUAUCAGUAUCUACAGUUAUCUCAUGUGUUCCAGCGACUGAUCGAGGAAAUGACGAAUUAUUUAGAUAAGGCGAAGUCCCAUGAAAUGGCUAUCUUCCAGCGAUACGUGGACAAGUAUUCUACAUAUCACGGGACGUCCACAUUAGUCCCCUAUUUUUGCGCGGUACUCAUUGUGGUCGCAACCUUGUUCUUGGAACAGCCAUUCCCGGUGAUCUCCGAGUAUCCAUUCCGCGUCGAUUACGAACCCAUCAGAACAAUCAUUUUUUUAAAUCAUUCAUUCGUCGCUUUGCAAAAUAUUUCGUGUGUAAAUUUGAAUUCACUGACAGCGUUGCUGCUUCUGUUUGCUGCAGCACGAUUCGACAUAUUCAUGUCGCAUUUGGAAAUGGCUGACACUGUCGCCGACUUAAAGGAAUGUAUGAAUAUGUACGGUGACGUGAAAAGAUAUGCACAUGAUGUCGUUGGCGGCAUCCAAUAUAUAACAUUGUCCACAGUUCUGUUCAGUAGUAUAAUCCUUGUAAAUGCCGGACUCAACAUCAUUGGGCAUCUUGCGUUUGGUGUAAAAUGUCAAUUCACAUUUGUUGCUCUGACGGUGUUGCUAGAAGUUUUCACGUGCGUGUUGCCAGCUGAUCGUCUGAUAGAAGCAGUAAGUCAUUAAUUAGCUAUGAUUACUGUUAGCAAUUAAUUAAGUUGUACUAAUGGCUGCAUUAUUUUUAAAUAUAAGUUAGUCCUUUUAGGAAUCUACUGUGUGUUGCAACUUAAUCAGCAUAUUGUGUUUAUUUGUAUUUUCUGUAACGAAAUUUAUUAUUAUCUAUUAUCUAUAUUGUUAACUCUUACAUGACGAACGCCGUAAUCGUUGACAAGAUAUGUUAACUAGAAACAUUAUUACCUAUUUUACUGUUAAUAAUGUAUUAUUUUCAUAGUCUGUGUGCUUAA